AUGUCGUUCCACGGGCAGGACGAUGCCGGGAUGAAAGGCGCCAUGCUCUCGGCCCUACUGCCUCUGUUGGGAACCGGCCUCGGAUUCUACUACCUUGUUGCCGGGGUAAAGAAGGCCAAGGCGGAAGUGGAAGGCUGUUCCAUCGACAGGCACACCGUUGUGAGCAGCAUCAUGCUGGCUGUGUGCACACUCUACGGCUUCGUCGGCGCCGCCGUCAUCCUCGCCGACCUUGGCAAGGACCCGGCCUUACCCGCGAACUCCGCCUGCGCCGCGGGCCUGGUGAAUGGCCUCUCCUCAGCAAUCUCGGCCAUAGGCCAGGGAUAUUUCUCAGCCAGGGCCGUGGAGGCAGGGGCCCGGCAGCCGCGCAGCUUCGUUGCGUUCGUCUUGAUCUUGAUUUACAUCGAGGCCUUUGCCCUCUACGGCCUCGUUGUCAGCCUCGUCAUCGGUGGCGUCGCCAUCCAGGAUCAGACCGAUCUUCCUACGGGGGCCCUGGUGCCUUCCACCAGCAGCUUCCUCCUCGCUACUUUAGGCGGCGUGGUUGGCUCCACAGCCUCAGGCUGUGCGAUCAUGGAGAUGACCGUUGGGGCGCCGCACAUGGCGAUGCGGGCGAUGCUUCCAGUCGUCUUCAAUGGUGUCACUGGUAUCUACGGCCUGAUUAAUGCCAUCGUGGACACGCAGCCGUGGCCGCCGAGCGGAAACGACUGGGCAGCUGGGAUCCUCUACCUCCUCUCAAGCGCAGGCGUCCCGGGAAACCUUUAA
Messenger RNA from Symbiodinium natans, 759 nucleotides. The record is from the annotation of a GenBank genome assembly. NCBI's taxonomy places the organism in Eukaryota, Dinophyceae, Suessiales, Symbiodiniaceae.